UGCAAGAAAGAUGCUGAACCGCAAUGCAGCAGGCAAGCUGUCAUCAUUACGAUUACAUAAGUAGUUGUACAAGUUCCUAGAGGUCAUGUUCACAUUCAAUGUUCCGCCGUCGUUAAAACGCACCAGGACAGUACCCGCUUCUCUCUUCCACGAAGAAUGCCGACGUUGGUGAUGCCUUUUAACGGCGGAUCAGCUGAUCCCGACAGUUCCGACACGGACAGUAAGAACAUCGAUUCUAGACUUGGUUUGAAGGACUCGCUGACACCUAUUUUAUGGAUAAUGAAAGUUACAGGUCUGCUGCGUGGUGUAACCCUCAAAAGACCGUGUCAAAAACAAUCGUCGGAUGUUUCCGCCGGACGAUGCUGCUCCCCUAGUCUUGUAUACGGAGUAUUCGUGGUCUGCCUGCUCUGGUGUAACGUCGCACUCUCUCUCUGGUCUUUUCGUGACAUGACGUCAUUUGACGGUGUCGUAUGUAAUCAGAUUAUCACAUCCACUUGGUUUUUCCAGGUGGCGAGUACAGCGCUCGGUAAUAUCUGGCUUAGUAAACGCUGGAACAGAAUCUUUACUGCUUGGGACAAACAUGUUAAAUCUUUGGACCCUCGGCUGGCGAUGAGCGACAGACGGUGCGCUGUUGUUGGAGCCGUUUUGUAUGUAGUAUGGUUAUUAGCCGAGUUUGGAUUUGUGGGUAUCGGCGCCUACUUACUGGGAGGCGGUGGGAUCGGAUCAGGCGGUUCCUUUACCGAUCAUCACCAUUUCAAUGUCUUUUUCCAGUUUUUGUUCGUUUUGAUUUUCUUCUAUUUUAUUUCGGCUUGGUAUUUGAUGACAGCUGUAUUUAGUAUUUUGGCUAUUGGACUUUACCGGGCGUUUAAAGCGUUUUCUAAACGUUUUGAAGAAAAUUUCGUCGAUGGAAUAUUUAAAGGUGACGUUGAGCAGCUACGUCAGAAACACGGCAGCCUGGUCCGGUUGCUGGGGAUGGUUGACGGUAUGGUCUCCGUGUACAUCAUGUUGAUCGUCGGCACCAUCAUUCCCCUCAUCAUCUUCACUCUCUACUUUGUUCUCUUUGAAAGCAUCGACACCUUCUCCUAUAUGGCGACCUGGUGGUCGGUAUCGCUCAGCGUCAUCCAGAUCAUGUUGGUGUUCAUUGGAGGAGGUCUUGUGAACUACAUGGCCCACUACCCUGUGGAAGCACUGUAUGAUAUAGACCUCGGCUGCCGCACGUCUGAAGAAUGUCACCAGAUCACGAUUUUUCUAAACCAGCUGACCAGCCACCCAAUAGGGUUUACAGCUUUCGGACUAUUUACGAUCGACAGACCAACCAUUAUAACGUUUGCUGGAAGCAUAGUGACAUACGCUGUGGUGGUGAUACAGUUCGCACCGUCUGAUGGAGCGGUCGACCAGUUCGUCUGUAACUGUUCCUGUAUGUAAGGCGGAUGAUACAGACCCGCAAUACCAGACAUCCGUCAGCCAUAUUUAUCGGAACUUUAAUGUUAUUACUUCAGUACGCUCCAUUUAAGUUUGGGGAUCACGCGAUCUACAGACGGAAUUAUAUCCGACGUCAAAAUGAGUCGGCUACAGCUUGAUGCACAUCUCGUACGGGCAUAUUGAGGUAAACAUUUGUAUGUAUAUACUGGUGUGUCCAUUACCAUACAAAACACACGACACUAUUAGUCCAAAAUGGCAGGCGAUCGAUAGCGGUUGUCCGAUAUACUUGGUUCUACCGUUAGUAGCGUAGUGCUGUUAGAAUUAAACCGGUCGGUAUGGAAUAGUGUUAGAUUCAGCAGAAGAGUCAUGGCAACGUUUGUAUUUACGUCAUCGGCACGUGCUAGCGACAAGUGAUUGAUUUCCUUUUGCUGGUGGUGUAUAUGAUGUCGGACAGCGUACGGCGAUUCUGCCUGAGGAUGCAUUUCAUUAUAAACUAUAUGUUCUACUCGGUAUGUUACGACUAUCACUGUCUAAGGGCGACACCUUUCUAUUGACUUGAGAACAACAAAGAAAGUGUUGCCGUAAAAACAUCACCAUAAGUAUGACGAGAAAAAAAAUGGAUCCUUGUGGUCACAAUAUCCGGUCUACUGGGGAGGUCAUACGAUGUAUUGAUAAAUUGUUCCUAACAUUUUGGCAGACAAUAUAUUGUUUAAAUUACGCCAGGUUAGGAUUAAUGAACACAAAAUAAAAAAACAAAAGCAAAAAAAAAAAAAAAACCAAUCGUUUUGCUGUUUACUUUAAUAUUUGUUCUUCGUUCCUUCCCAGUUUGUUGUUGUGCUAUUUAUGUUCCGUUUGUAAAGAAUGCGUUCACGUAGUAUCAAGACUCUGUAUAUAAAAAGUCUGUACUUAUUUGACAAUGUAGAUAUGUGUUAUUUCAUAUCAAUGUUUCUUAAAGUUUACUUUAAAAUCGUGUAGUACCAAACAAAGCACGCCUCUGAUUAACGAAAUAUGGUAAUGGUAAACAUUUUCAACAGCAUGACACAAACAAUUUGGGGACUGACUUAUUCCCGCUUUAAAGAUUUCCAGUAAGGUCCAACUCUUCUCACUCAACGUUAAAUUCUAGUUCGUGAUGUCUAUAAGUACAACGAGUUACCUGAUGAUUUGAAUAUUAACAUUCUGGAAUCUGUUCAAGAAUAUAUUAAAGAUACAAAACGUUUCGAAUAAUAGUAUGAUGAGAAAUGUGUGACCUUUUAAUGUUAUGAUUGAAAUACCAUUUUUGUGAUGUAUUGACAUUGUACCAACAACUUGCUUCAUAGAUUAGGUCAUAGUUAUUAGAUUAAUUCAUAGAUUAAUUGAUUUAUGUAUGUUUACAUUUAAUCAAUUCACUAUUGUUUUAUUUAUACAUGAUACUAUUCACUUAUAAAUUUUCAUUUUGUUAAUGUACAUUAUAAUAUUCAUGAAAGCUUUGGUGGGGUGUUGGGGUAACCGGUCUGAAUCUAGCACACCUUGGUGGAAGGCUGGAGGAGGAGGAGUUAAAGGACAUUUAAGCCAGAAACCCUUGUGUAGAUAGAUUCAAGACUUGAUGCCAUUCAAACACUCCAACAACAGCUACAUGUAAUAGCUCUUUUAAACUUUAAUAAAAAUAUAAAGAUAUUUACUUUUGGAUACUGUAUAUCUAAAUGAAGUUAUUACUUCCCUUUAACCAGUAAGCUUAUCAGUACAAAUAUGGCAUUCCUAUACUGACCAAACUAUAUCAUAUAUACAUCUGCUCAAUUCCUUAUAUUUAUCUAUAUUAAGAAUUAGCUCUUUAUACCUGGAGAAGAUUUAUAUAGG
Pecten maximus is the source of this 3255-nucleotide messenger RNA. RefSeq lists its product as uncharacterized. NCBI's taxonomy places the organism in Eukaryota, Metazoa, Mollusca, Bivalvia, Pectinida, Pectinidae. The record is from RefSeq and is a predicted model, not a curated record. The transcript is spliced from 4 exons. The coding region runs from base 157 to 1425 and encodes 422 amino acids. Gene Ontology annotation, biological process: sensory perception of taste. Gene Ontology annotation, cellular component: membrane.